AUGAUUAUUGGCGGGGCAGAAAUUCCCCGAGGUCUGAUGAUGAAGAGGACAAAGGUCUCGAUUACUAAUGAAAAAAUAACCAGGGAUUACAUACCGGAGAGGUCCAUUUCCUUCAGUGAUGAAGAUACGGAGGGCAUCAUUCAACCCUACAAUGAUGCUUUUGUAAUUUCUGUCCUCAUUAAUAAAUCUCAAGUUACGCGUAUUUUGAUUGAUCCAGGUAGCUCAGCUAAUAUUAUCCGUUGGAAAGUGGUAGAGCAGGUGAGGUUGUUGGACCAAAUUGUGUCGGCAGCUCGAGUUCUCAAUGCGUUCAACAUGGAAUGUGAAACUACGAAGGGUGAAAUCACUCUGCCGGUGAAUAUUGCCGGGACGGUUCGACAAAUGAAGUUCUAUGACAUUGAAGGAGAGAUGAGAUACAAUGCAUUGCUUGGUAGGCUGUGGGUGCAUGACAUGAGGGAAGUAUCCUCGACGUUACACCAAAUGUUGAAGUUUCCAACCUCGGAGGGGGUAAAAACAGUUCAUGGGGAGCAGCCAGUGGCAAGGGAGAUGUUUGCAGUUAAAGAAGCAACUCUACGACCAAAGAAACUGCCAUUACGGGCCGUAGGAGAAUCAGUCAAAGACAAAGAUGCUAAAUAG
Lycium barbarum (goji berry) is the source of this 633-nucleotide messenger RNA. RefSeq lists its product as uncharacterized. Lineage: Eukaryota; Viridiplantae; Streptophyta; Magnoliopsida; Solanales; Solanaceae. The transcript has a single exon. The coding region runs from base 1 to 633 and encodes 210 amino acids. The record is from RefSeq and is a predicted model, not a curated record.